CCCCAGGCAAUGUCAUUGUGCCAAGGCAGAAGACAGACCUCUUGAGUCUGGCAGCGCAAAGAAAAUCUGGAUUGCAGGAUGUGGAGAAUCCUGACCACAGCAGUCUUCUGCUACCUUGGUCGUCUGGUGCACACCAAGUGUGCUCUGUCCCAGCUAAGCAACGAAACCGAGGUCUUGGAAAUUCUGACCUUUGGCCCCCAGCACUUAGACAUGGCAUGCCUGAACUUCAGCGGCCGCGGCGUCAUCAGGAUCGAGGGCAAUGUCAGCCUCGGAGUCACAGUGGUGGAGCUGGACCUGUCCCAUAACAAACUCCAAAGCCUGCCUCCUGGUUUCCUGGCCCGUGCCAAAGGCAUGAAGCAACUGAGGCUGGAAGGGAACCCGCUCCACUCUGUGCCCACUGACACCUUCAGCCACUGCCUGGAGAAGCUCAUUGUCAGUUGUGGAUGCGACGUGGUUGGGACCAUCUUUCCUUACUGUCAGAACUGCACACCCAACAUCGAGUGCCAAUGUUUUUCCUCGCAAGGGCCAGUCAAUGCGUCUGAUUUCUAUGCCAAGCAGUGCCUUGUGUCCGGGGCCCUCUACGCCGCCAUCUUGGUCCCCAUUCUGGUGCUGGUCCUCACUGCUGGCCUGGCCUACCUCCUGAUUCGGAAGAAGAGAGCGACCACUAUUUGCCAGGACAAGCAGGGAUCCAGCGUAUCUGACGGAGCUCACGGGCAACCACGUUACAUCAGCCACGUGGGUCCACAGGGCGAUGCGGCCAGGGGCCCGGGCCAUCACACUGAUUACGAGAACAUCCCUGUCAACCAGCCCCACAUGACAAAAACCAGGCAAGGCGAGCGCCGGGCCAGUAAGCAGUCAACAAACAGGUUGUCCCCCCAAGUCCCGGACACCAAUGGCCCCCAUAGUGAUCAGCCAGUCUAUGCCAAUGCUCAGGAUUUGUACUACAACUAUGUCGGGAGUGCCGCCCCAGCAGCUGUGGAUGAAGACAUCUACAUUAUUCCAGAUCAAUGACCACUCACACACUCGCUUGGCUGUUGUCCCUCCACAAAGCAUCUUCUGUUUUUAAAGUCUCUAUCAUGGUGACCUUUUGCUUUUGCUUUUUUUUUUUGCAGGGGGGCAUAUAGAAAGAACAUUGGAAGGAGUUCCUCUUUUCUUUAUGACUCAUACAACUGCAGUUGCCUUUGUUCACCGAUAUGACAUUGGAGGGGGUUCAUUCUUAAUUUUCUGGCAAAAUGAAGCAUUCAAUAAUUAUCUGGAGGAACUCCUCCCCCCAACUUUUCAAAUCUAACAUGCAGUCAAGGGAAUGAUUUCCUGCAUUUCACCCCCUGCAGGGUGUGUGUGUGUGAGAGAGAGACAACAGGGAAGAAGGAGGGAAAACUUAAUUUAAAAAGUGAGAGUGCAGUUUUGGGUAACACAGAGAAUUACAUAACUGUCUGACAAGAGACCACCUCAGCAUCUGGAGAGUGUGUGGGAGAAAUGUUCACCUGUGCACUGCAUGACAUCUUUGCCGUCCUGCCGUGUGCAUUGAUGUGCAUGGGUGCUUGAAAAGAUGGGUCUGCCGUCCCACAAUGCCAAGGGCUUUGAUAGGGAUAGCCCAUGAUGCAAAUUUGUGUGUGCUUGUGUAAAGAUGUGGUGUAGUGGUUACGGCGCUGGACUACGACCUGGGAGACCAGGGUUCGAAUCCCCACACAGCCAUGAAGCUCACUGGGUGACCUUGGGCCAGUCACUGCCUCUCAGCCUCAGAGGAAGGUGAUAGUCAACCCCUCUGAAUACCGCUUACCAUGAAAACCCUAGUCAUAGGGUCGCCAUAAGUUGGGAUCGACUUGAAGUCCAUUUCCAUUUUCUGUAAAGAUGCAAUUUUAGGCCAAAUUUUGGAGACGGGGAGAAACAGGUGCUUGCUAUACGGACUCACACUGAGCUGCACGAAUAGGGUGUUCUAGACCCAGGAUACUGUAUGUGGAUCGGGCCCACUCCCAAUCUUGGCCAGAACUGCUGUUUAUGUACACAUUAAAAACGAAAACAAGUGUUGUUCCACA
Rhineura floridana is the source of this 2036-nucleotide messenger RNA. RefSeq lists its product as uncharacterized. The record is from RefSeq and is a predicted model, not a curated record. NCBI's taxonomy places the organism in Eukaryota, Metazoa, Chordata, Lepidosauria, Squamata, Rhineuridae. The coding region runs from base 79 to 1011 and encodes 310 amino acids. The transcript has 3 exons. Gene Ontology annotation, molecular function: protein binding.